Molecule: messenger RNA, 284 nt
Organism: Staurois parvus
Lineage: Eukaryota; Metazoa; Chordata; Amphibia; Anura; Ranidae
Source: the annotation of a GenBank genome assembly
UUAACCACUUCCCAUCCAGCCCAUGUAUAUAAAUGGCAGGACAGGAGCAGUGCAGGGGCGGGUUGCAGUUCAUAAAACGGCGCCCGCCAUUGUAGCCUGUGCGCACUCCCUGGGAGCACACGGCACCGCGAUCCGGGGACCUCUGUGCGAGGUCCCGAUCAUGUGAUCACUGAUUGGCCAAUCAGUGCUCAUAUGAAUAGUAAUAAGCAAGAUGUCACUUCUGACAUCAUUGCUUACUACGUGUGAAAUUUGUGAAUGAUCACAGAGAUCACAUGGUACAAGGC